Molecule: messenger RNA, 1858 nt
Organism: Symbiodinium necroappetens
Lineage: Eukaryota; Dinophyceae; Suessiales; Symbiodiniaceae
Source: the annotation of a GenBank genome assembly
GUUGGCAUUGCCAUCGGUGUGGCCUUCGCUUGCAACCCUGCCGCUUGUGUUGGGAGCAAUGGUCGUGCUUCAUGUUCCCAUGCAAUAUUUUCCGCUUGGUGUUUUCCAGUGCAUCUUCCUCUAUGAGUUGCUCUGUAGCCUUGUUUGGUACUGUUACAACAUCUUCUGCCAUGUCGAAGACCUUCCACUUUCCAACGUACCGAACUCCUUCACUUGGAUGGAGCGAGCUGGACUUCAGUGUUACUUGCGCGAAGGGCCGUUUCGGCCGUCGCUACGACGCUACUUCUUCGCUUUGGGGCAGGGCGUGGCCCUGCUGUUCGGAGCAGCCUUCGUGAGGAGCAGGGCUUUGCAGGCUGAGGGCCCGGCAAGCCCGGCAGGCCCGGCCGAUCAGCGAGCACCUGCAUUUUCAGGAGGCUUUGUGUCCAUGUGGGUGCGCAAGGGAGUCGCACUUCUCCGGCCCAUCACUGCGGCGUUUGUCGCCAUAGUGACCCUAGGACAAGAGCCAGCAAACUUACUUGGCGUGGCCUACCUGCUUUGGCUUUUGUGCUUGGUGGCUAGCGGCGCCAUGUCUUCGUAUGUCAGCGCAGGUUGGGAUGCCCUACGGGCAAGCAGUGCUGUGUGGCGCAGCGUGCUCGUGCUCAGCAACUUGAUUGUUCUGGCGCUGUUUUACUGCCAAGUAAUGGAGUCCCACAACUACGACAGCUUUCUCGGCCUUCAGCGCUCCGAGCAGACCGUUCUUGAGGUAACCUGGGCCCAUCUGGUCGUCGGUGUGCUGGCGGCUAUACAAGCACAGGCAUUGUCUAUGAAGAUACAGAUUCCGUCCAUGUACGUGAACUCCAACUCUGCUUUGGCCUUGUUCCUCUGGAUCGGUGGCAUCUUCAUCGAGAUGGGCAUCAUGCUGAAUCUGGUGAUGAUCCAGCCAUUUACCGUGGAUUCCUGCCUUAUCCUUCUGCUUUGUCUAGGCAUUGUGGCUGUGGAGCAAUUCGACGGAUCAGUGCGCAUGCGGAAUUGGCUCCUGACUACCACAGCAUAUACCUGUGCAAUUAUCUUGAUGAUUCGCUAUGCACUUCUGAUCCCAGUCGUACAGGAAUGGAUUAGCGGUCCACGCUCACCACUGCCAAAGGACCAGUUCCACCUGGUAUGGAAGGGUUUCGCUCUUGCCGACACGAGACUCGAGGUUCGUGUGAAGCUGGGAUACUUGGCAACAUUGGUGCCAUUGUCAAGUGGGUUGCGCCGUAUCUUUCGCUUCGGAUCCGAAGCGAGCCUCAUUGGGGCACGCAGCCAGGUGUUUUUGCCCAAGAACACAGUCCUCAUGACUGUGCUCCUGGAGGCAGCUCGGUGGUCUACCGUCGUGCUGAUUUUUGCCUGCUACUUCAUCAUGCCGCGUCACAACGCCACAUCCCACAUGCAGCUCGCCGUUCUAGUUCUGCUGCUGCUGAGUGGUCGAGGUUGGGAUUAUGCAGGUGGCUUUAUAUCCUUGACAUCCUCGGUCUUGCUUUUGGUCCAAUACGUCUACACCUUCAAGCUGAUCACAUUUCCAGAUGAGGAGGUGGAGUCGUACUGGGGUCUGCACAAUCAGGGGUACAUGGCCGAGAUGGCCUUGCUGUUGAUCGGCAUCAUUCAGAGAACAGUCAAGCGAGCGGCAUUGCAUUGCGUGGCUAAUUCACCUGCUGCAAAAGAAAUGGAUCGUCAGGCCCCUCAUGAGCUGCAAAGUUUCGCGACAGCAUCCUUGCACCUGGCAGGCACGAAGCCGAAGCCAAAGACUGCGACAGGAGCGAAUUUCAUGGAUUUCGUGCUGGGGCCGCCGCUGGAUCGGAGCGAGCGCAGAAAUUGUGGGAAUCCGCGAACGGGCUCGUAG